UGGUCUAUGGUCGAUGUAGUACACAUCACAGUUUCGGGAGAAAACUUCGAAAUUUUCUUUAUAUUCACACCAUUACCAUAUGGAAACUGAUAUUUUGUGUUAAUUUACUCAUCAUUAAUAACAAUGGCUCUCACCGUGGAUAAGUUGAUGAACGACGAAAGAUUCUGCGGAGACAAUGUCAUCCAAUUCUUUCUGUAUAUGCCAUUUGGUAUUGUGCUGGUGGUGUUCCGCUUGUUCCUGGCCCUGAUCCUGUGGAUAGCAUCUAUAAUAUUACCUGAUAAAUGGGCAAUCAGACAGAUGCUAUCAACUUUGGCGUGUUGGACAUUUGGUGUGUAUGUGAAGCUGAAAGGGACCCGAGAUCCGCGCUGUAGCGUCAUGAUCGCCAACUACGUGUCGUGUCUGGACUCGUUGGCCGCAGCACAUGUGCUUGGCACAAUCAGUGUAAGUAAACUAGAGUUUUGUCGGGCUGGGCCUGUACGCCAGAGACUAUAAAUACGAUGUUCGUGG
Messenger RNA from Manduca sexta (tobacco hornworm), 507 nucleotides. Its product is annotated as lipid droplet-regulating VLDL assembly factor AUP1-like. The record is from RefSeq and is a predicted model, not a curated record. The transcript is spliced from 3 exons. Bases 124 to 492 code for a protein of 122 amino acids. Lineage: Eukaryota; Metazoa; Arthropoda; Insecta; Lepidoptera; Sphingidae.